This is a messenger RNA of Plasmodium falciparum 3D7, 735 nucleotides long. RefSeq names its product ATP-dependent Clp protease proteolytic subunit (gene ClpR). Gene Ontology annotation, molecular function: serine-type endopeptidase activity; ATP-dependent peptidase activity. Gene Ontology annotation, biological process: proteolysis. The record is from RefSeq and is a predicted model, not a curated record. Lineage: Eukaryota; Apicomplexa; Aconoidasida; Haemosporida; Plasmodiidae.
AUGCAAGGCCUGUUAUUAUUUAUGUUAAUUUGUAUAAAUUUUUGUAAAUGUACAAAAAUUAUAACGAGAUAUAAUUUUAUUACAAACAAAAUCAAUAUAAAAAGAUAUAAAAAAAAAAAUAAUAAUAAAAGUCCAUUAUAUUAUUCCUAUAAUGAACAUCACAAGUAUAACAUAAAUAUACCUUCAUUACUUUUAUCUAAAAGAAUUAUAUUUUUAUCAUCACCUAUUUAUCCUCAUAUAUCAGAACAAAUCAUAUCACAGUUAUUAUAUUUAGAAUAUGAAUCUAAAAGAAAACCUAUACAUUUAUAUAUUAACAGUACAGGUGAUAUAGAUAAUAAUAAAAUAAUAAAUUUGAAUGGUAUAACUGAUGUAAUAUCAAUAGUUGAUGUAAUUAAUUAUAUAUCUUCUGAUGUGUAUACUUAUUGUCUUGGAAAAGCGUAUGGAAUUGCUUGUAUAUUAGCUAGCAGUGGAAAAAAAGGCUAUCGCUUUUCUUUAAAAAAUUCCUCUUUUUGUUUAAAUCAAUCUUAUUCUAUCAUACCCUUUAACCAAGCAACCAAUAUUGAAAUACAAAAUAAAGAAAUAAUGAACACCAAAAAAAAAGUAAUAGAAAUAAUUUCUAAAAAUACAGAAAAAGAUACAAAUGUUAUUUCAAAUGUUUUAGAAAGAGAUAAAUAUUUUAAUGCAGAUGAAGCAGUAGAUUUUAAAUUAAUUGAUCAUAUACUUGAAAAGGAAUAA